GUGCGCUAUAAAAGAUCAUUUAUGAAUGAGUUGCAUUGGUUAGAAAAAGAUCCAUCAAUAAAGAUCGUUCAUCUCGCGUACGAAUAGUUUCGCUGCGAUGGCGUUUUUGAAAAUCGUUACAAAACUUCUGUAUUUUAUGAGCACAAUGUCGAUGUUUGCAAAGUCCAACCAAUCGUCCGGAAUAGAAAGAUGUGAGCGGAGUUUAUCAGAACCAUUGAAACAGCGGCUUUGUGAAUUGCGACAAUACAUCAUUAUCGAGGAAGCUGGUGAGGAAAAUCAUGUGUACUGCAUUUUUAGUGAAUUCGGUUAUCUCACGGAACAAGGCGACGUUAAGAUCGAGCGAAUCAUUAAAGAUUUUAGUUUAACUCAUUAUCUCAACAAACAAGUCAAUUCGUCUAUUGAAAAGUGCAAUGCUAGUACGCAAAAAGCGAAGGAUAAGAAAGCAUUUGUCUUUUUCGAGUGCAUGGUGUACAGCGAUAGCUUCGAGCAGUGGAGAGACGUAAUCGAUUUCAGAGAAAUUUACGGUAACAAUGAUCCCGGAACUGCCUACAACCCUGAAACUGUUGCCAAAGAGGUCAGGAAAAUCGAUGGCAAUUUGUGCCCUACUAGCCGGUGCAGGGAUGAAGAUGAGGAAGACAUUGAAGAACAGACGAAUGUUUCUUUUUCUCCGGAUGAUGCGUUAUUUAUAUAUACAAGAUGCUUUGAUUUGCAUGUCGGCGAUGGUAACACUGCACGGGAACAAGCUGCAACCGUAUGGAUGAUUUUUGAGGGAAUCAGCAAUGAGGCAAAGUGCUUUACAAAAUGUGUUCUUGAAAAUUUAAAGAUAUAUUCACCAGCUGGAGGGUUCAAGUCGAACACCUUCUCUGCUCAAUUUGACGAUUAUGGUGAUUAUUUAGAUAUUAAUGAAGAGCAGUAUAACAUUUUUCUAAGUAAUUUGGAAAGAAAAUCAGCAGCAGAAGAUUCUUGUGAAAAAGUUCACAUUAGUUUCAUCGAUAUCUACAGAAGCUACGGUGAAAUUAUACAAAAGUUACUUCAUCACCCCAAUCAAACCAAGAGCAUAUUUAAUCGGAACCUUCCGCAUAUCAAACUACCCCACGAAACAUACCCGGCAUUUUGUGAAAGAAACUACCAAGAUGUCCUUCAUGGUAAACUAUGCGAAGUACGCAAAUUUUUACAUGACGACCAACACAAGGACAGUUUAAAGGAACUGAUCAGUUGCAUUUUCAAGGGUUUUCGCUAUUUGUCAGCUAGUAACGAUGUCAAGGCUUCGGAAGUACGCCGUGACUUCGCCCUAAUCGGGAAACUAAAUCGCCAAAGCAGCAAAGAUAUCCACGUGUGCACCGUUAAGGCUCAACAGACGUGCGCAGACGAGAGAGCUUACUAUCUGUACGGUUGUUUGUUGAACAGUACAUCUUCAACCGACUUUAAAGAAGCUUUCGAAAACAAAGAAAUUAUUUCCGGUAACUACGAUAGGGUCAUCAAUGGAGUGUCUUAUAACAGAGAGCAAGUUCAGGCUGAAAUUAGGCAAAUUGAUAGCAAAAUCUGCACCGGAGCAACAAAGUAACACUUUACUAAGUUAAUAAAGACAAUACUUAGGGUCCAAUUUUAGCAGUCCAUCCAAUUGAAUUAUCAACAUAAACUGUUAGUUGAGUUGUUAACGAAAGUAUCAAAUUUUAUCUUUCAAACUACAUAUAAAUGACCAGAUUCUAUUCAAUAACACCUUAAAAUUAACAUUUUGAUGUUGUGAUUCUAUUUUUACAGAAGGUACCACAAUAAACAUAGCCGGAUUUAGGAACGUAUUUUGACAUUUUUUC
Wyeomyia smithii (pitcher-plant mosquito) is the source of this 1814-nucleotide messenger RNA. RefSeq names its product 37 kDa salivary gland allergen Aed a 2-like. Gene Ontology annotation, biological process: sensory perception of smell. Gene Ontology annotation, molecular function: odorant binding. The coding region runs from base 98 to 1564 and encodes 488 amino acids. The transcript has 6 exons. Lineage: Eukaryota; Metazoa; Arthropoda; Insecta; Diptera; Culicidae. The record is from RefSeq and is a predicted model, not a curated record.